UGAUUUCCGGGAUUUUUGUGAUUCCAGUUUUAGUUCGACUCGCGGUAACUUUCGCCGUACGAUUUGAUUGUUGAGUUCACAGUAAAACUUCCGAAGAGAGGAAAUAUAUUUUUUUCCGUGGCAGGAAAAAGCGAAUAUGACGGCCUUUUACAGAAAACAAGCACAAACAAGCGUGAAGCACAUGGAAAAACAAUCGCUCUAUCAUCGAUUUAGUCAAGAACUGCUUGCGUAACGUGAAACAUUCAAAUCUAGUUGUUUAUUUUAGACUGAUAAUCACGGAAAGAAAGAAUUCAUUCGUCCCGAAUUGCACGAAACCUUCAAGUCUUCGACACACUUAGAUGGAACAGCAGCAGAGCGAAAAAACUCAUCCUCGUGCGAAUUUUUUUCCGUACAGAAGAAGCAGCUUGGCGGUGAAAGAUAGAAGAGAUGUCUACAUAUCUAACGAGCCGUUAGCCGAGGACCAGAAUACGCAAGAGUUUAUUGAACUUCCAAGUGUCGCAAAUGAAACGUCAACCACUGCGAGUGGCACGAUGGGCGAGAAAAUCCUGAGAUGGGGUCGGAAAGGAAAUAAAGUAUCUCAACAACCAUUGCAAACCGGAAAUACAGAGGUGUAUAAUGAUGAUGGUGGUCCCAGUCCAUUCAUCCAAAAAGGUGAACCCCAGGAUGAAGGCCCUGCUAGUGUUGAAGAGAAGAAAAGAAGAAGAAAAUGUUUGUUCUAUAUGGUGUUAACUGUUAUCAUCGCUGUGGUGGUACUCAUCAUAUCGAUACCAGUAACAGUUACCGAGAUGGCCAAGGCAACACAAGCCGACCGACUUAAAGUUGGGAACAAAGACAACUUUACACCAAUCACCUCCUGCAAGGGAUUCCCUGCUAAUCUAUCCCAUGGUAGUGUUGUAUGCUCUGGGCAUAACAUAAGCAGUUCUUGUCAGAUUGUAUGUGACAGUGGUUAUACAUUACAAAGCAGGUAUACUGGGGAAUUUAUAUGCACAUCUGAUGGACUAUGGAAUGGCACUAAUGGGACUUGCACUCCAGUGGAAUGUGGAAUUAUUCAGGAAUACCUACAAGGGUCUUCAGUAGGCUGUCAAGGUGUCAAUUCUCCAUUAUGUACUAUUGGAAUCAGCCAUGGAAGCUUACAGUGUAAUGGGUCAAGACACAGAGACAUGUGCAUUAUAACAUGUGAACCAAACUAUGUACAAAAUGCAAGUAAUCCAUUGUGCCUUGCUGAUGGAUCGUGGAGUGAUUUGAACAUCGGCUGUGUUGCCAAGGAUCCUUGCCUAAUGGGGCAAAACGACUGCAACAAAAUUAAUGGGACAUGCACUGUGGACGCACCAGGAAAAUACACAUGCGCCUGCAAACUCGGAUUUGCUGGAAAUGGAAUUGAGUGUGGUCAGGAUAAGGACCUUGAUGAAUUCCCAGACGAAAAACUGCCAUGUUACGAAGCUUCCUGCCAAGGGGAUAACUGUCCAUUAACACCCAAUAGUGGCCAGGAAGACACCGAUAGUGAUGGUGUAGGUGAUGCCUGCGAUGAUGAUGAUGAUAAUGAUGGUGUGCGUGACAUCCGCGAUAACUGUCCUUUGAUCAGUAAUCCUGAACAAUUGGACUCGGACCAAGACACCAUCGGAGAUUCCUGUGAUAAUUGUCCCAGGGUCUGGAACAAGCAACAGAGGGACGCGAAUGGUGAUGGUAGAGGGGAUGAGUGCACAGCUGACCCAGACGAUGAUGGAAUCGGGGGUAGCCAUGACAACUGCCCUAUGCAUUAUAACCCUGAGCAGCUAGAUAGGGACCGCGAUGGGUUUGGGGAUACGUGUGAUAAUUGCCCAGCUGUACCUAAUAACCAAAGUGACACCAAUCAGAAUUUAAUCGGCGAUGCGUGUGAAGGCGUGGACAGUGAUCAUGACGGCGUAAUUGACAGGGCAGAUAACUGUGUGUCUGUCCCAAAUGCAGAUCAAGUAGAUACUGAUUCAGAUGGAAUCGGAGAUGCUUGUGAUAGUGAUACGGAUGGGGACGGUGUUUCUGACGGCUCUGAUAACUGCAGGCUUGUACCCAACCAAGCACAGAGUGAUGUUGAUGGCGAUGGUGUGGGUGAUGCUUGUCAGACUGACGCAGAUGGGGAUACAGUCAGUAAUACGAAGGAUGACUUUGCUGUGGACAAGUUUAAGAACAAAACUGACUUCCGGCGAUUCGAGGAAGUUUUACUGGAUGACGAGGGAAACUCGCAACCGCCCCCAAAAUGGGUUAUACGGGACAGUGGACGCGAGGUGGUGCAGCUACGAAACGGGAACCCAGGUUUGCUUCUGACUUACCCUCGGUUUGAUCAUCUUGUUUAUACCGGGACGUUCUUCAUCAGUGACAGCCUGGAUGAUGACUUUGCCGGUAUAGUGUUUGGUUACCAGAGCAACCGAAAUUUCUACCUUGUGUCGUGGAAGCAAAAGACGCAGACAUACAAUCUGCCGACGAACGCUUCCUAUCCAAGGUCAUGCGGGCGUCAGGGUAUAAGUCUUAUGGCUGUGAAUUCAAGUACAGGACCAGGCGUGGAGUUGCGUGACGCGUUAUGGGAAACAGGUAACACAAUCCACCAGGCCCAGCUCUUGUGGCACGACCCUGCUCCGGCCUGGCGUCCUUUUACUGCGUACUGGUGGAAGCUGGUCCAUGAUCCGGACACCGGACGAAUACGUGUCCGAUGGUAUGAGGGUUCUCGCUUGAUCUCAGACUCUGGUAACAUCGUAGACGUCCGUUAUCGCGGAGGACGUCUCGGCAUGUAUGUCUUUUCACAGUCUGACGUGUAUUACUCGGCGCUAGCCACGCGCACACCGCAGAUUACUGAUUAUGCGUUGAGUUUUGAUGGUCGUCAUGGUUACGUGGAGUUGCCUGCGCUAGAGGACAUCACUGGGAGAGACAGCAGCUUUACCGCGGAGGCCUGGGUCUGGACUAGUGGACCAGACGGCCCCGUGGUAUGUGACCUUCCUCCUAUCGACUUCGGUACACUGACAGCCAACACUUCCUUCUUGAAGCAGUCAACAGACGACGACGAUGACUGGAAACUAAGUAACCGUGGCACGCUAACAUCUAGCACAGGUCCUGCUGCUGACCACACCACGGGCUCAGGCUACUACGCUUUUCUAGAAGCUUCGGGAAUCGCUAGAGGGAACAGGGCGUCGUUUGAGACUCCAUGGUUUCUAGCGUCUGAAGGGUGUAACGUAUCGUUUUUCUACCACAUGUGGGACGGAAGGGCGUCCCCUACUCAGAUGGGCUUUCUACAAGUUGACGUCAGAUCCACUCGGGUCACGUGGUGGCAGGUGUUCCAGCGGAAGGGAAACCAUGGCAACACGUGGCACCAAGCUGUGUUGGAUUUAUCGGCUCCCAGUCCACUGCAAGGUCACUCCCCUGCUCUAACCCAUAAUGCUGAGCGCUAAUCAAGAAAGCACUCGGGUACGGUACCAGCUGACAGAUGACAUGUAUUGCGAGAAGUGCAGCAAGGGGAAAGAGACGGUAUCAAGAAAACCAAAUUUAUUUCUCACAUGGCACCUUUAACUGUUACGUGACGCAACUGAUGCACAAUUUAUUAUACAUUCAUUAUUAUUUGAUAAGGUAAAAAUAGUGCUGUGUAGGAAGGAUUAUCAAAAUUCUGCAUGCUUAUCAUCGGAUCAUGGCGUCAAAAAGAGUUUAUCUGUGUUAGCUACCGUGUACUACACAGCCGCACCUCCCAUAUAGCAACAUCUUAUGAGGUCACGUUUUAUUAAAUGUUCAUGCAGAGACAAUAUGACGUCAAACUUUUCCCACCCGCCCAACACUUUGUGACGUCACUGUGGUGCACAUCUUCACCAUGGCAACACUUCUAAGCAUCUCAACAUUUGAUGACGUCAUAAUAAUAAACACACAUGGGACUAUCUUCACAUAACAUUCAUUUUGUUCGCCCUUUUCAACAUGAUAACGUGAGAAUAGUGAUGUCAACAUAGCACACAAUUUUGUUGCGAUGGCAACAGAUCGUGACGUCAUGCAGAACAGACGGAUACAGGCAAGUCGAGCUCCUUGAGUAGGCGUGACAUCAUCUGAUAUUGACAAGUGCUGUCAGACAUGUCGAAGAACGUCAGGUCGAGCCAGGAGUGGCACAUGUUCUCGAUUGCUUGCGCUCUUUCGCCCUCGCACUCAUCUAAUCGGACCACCAAGGCGAGACGUCCCUACAAGUAUCAGAGUUGAGUAAUUAGUGCACUCGACUAAUCGGACCACCAAGGCGAGACGUCCCUACAAGUAUCAGAGUUGAGUAAUUAGUGCACUCGACUAAUCGGACCACCAAGGCGAGACGUCCCUACAAGUAUUAGAGUUGAGUAAUUAGUGCACUCGACUAAUCGGACAACCAAGGCGAGACGUCCUAAGAAGUAAGAGAAUAAAGCCAUUAAUGAACUCGUGUUUUCGGUCCAUUUGGACUUAUAGAGAGAUAAUAGAGUGAAGUAAUUGGUGAACUCAUCUAUUCGGAACACUAGUACAAGUUGUCCACUAGGACAAAAUGGCCCUA
Molecule: messenger RNA, 4513 nt
Organism: Nematostella vectensis (starlet sea anemone)
Lineage: Eukaryota; Metazoa; Cnidaria; Anthozoa; Actiniaria; Edwardsiidae
Product: cartilage oligomeric matrix protein-like
Exons: 16
Coding region: 339-3413 (1024 amino acids)
Biological process (GO): cell adhesion
Cellular component (GO): membrane; extracellular region
Molecular function (GO): calcium ion binding
Source: RefSeq, a predicted model, not a curated record